GUGUCACUUUGGGGAUACUUUUCUUUGUGACUGCCUCAAAGGCGAUGCCACAGGGCAUACGCAAUGGGUGCGUACCACCGUUUGUUCUCAACCAAGGGGCUGAACCUGCCAAAUACAUAGAGGACACGUCGGGAAAAUACACCUGCACUAAUUAUACUGGCUACGAUCAGUAUGGUGAUCUCUGUACCAAGCUAAUUAUAUUCGGAAAAGCCUACCCACGGCCGAUUGUUGAUACCAUGGGUACCAGUUUCGAAGAAGCAAAGGAAAAGUGCGAAAGCGAAAAAUUUGGCGCAACCAUCGCAACCAUCGCAACCAUGAGAGACUUCAUCAACGCAAACGUCAUGAAGGCGACAGAGGAAUAUCUCAUAAAGCAUGGGGAAGAGCAUGAAUUGCUGAUGGCAGAGCACCAAAGCUGUGUCAGUCGGAUGCAUGGCCAGCAGUGGGGGCAUCAGUUCCGGGCGUGUCUCUGUUCACCCGAUCAGGUACGCAGCAAGAUGGCCAUCUGCAAACUCCCCGCUCAGGAGACCCACACACCCGGCGGGGAGAGUCCUUCUCCAUAGAGCUAAGAUCUGGGACAACAUCCAUACCGAUUGUGCAGGACUCGCAGAAAGGAAUAAACGCCUAAAUCAUAUACAAUUGUAUUUAGAUACAGAGCUUAGCGACAGUGCCCAGAUCUACAGGGCGGAGAGUCAAUACACUGAGCGACGGAUCAAAUAUUGGCAGUAGUCUGUGUAAUGCAUGGUGGCAACUUGUGAUUACAACGGUUAACGUAAUUAGAAGUAAGGAAAUCACAAGUCAGUAAAGAUAAAGUCUGAGAUGAUGCCACUGUCUAGCCGCAUUUACUGUGCAGGCUUGGAGAAGCUAUGACGACGCAAAAUGUAAGACGCAUAUGCAUGGCAUGGACCAAUAAAAAAGCAUACAAAUAAGAA
Molecule: messenger RNA, 929 nt
Organism: Branchiostoma floridae (Florida lancelet)
Lineage: Eukaryota; Metazoa; Chordata; Leptocardii; Amphioxiformes; Branchiostomatidae
Source: RefSeq, a predicted model, not a curated record